AUCCUCGAAAAGUUCAUGUACAAUCUUCAUUUCGUUUCUAGACUCGUGUUUAUCUUUGAACAAAGAUGAACCACAAAAUGAUCGAUCAGCAGCAUAUAGAAGACACUGACACCAAGUACAAUGGUCAUCAGGUACCCAAAACAAUUCGAGUGGGCGUCAAUAUUAGAAGGUAUAGAUAUUGGUCCACCACCACUGGAAGCUAGCGUUACUUUUACAGUAAUUAGCUAUCCAGCUACUAGCUGAGCAAUAUAUAACCAUCAUGCAUGUAUCAGCUCUUGGCUAGCUAGGUGGCCUGUGUAAAAUUAGUUAAUGCUUAAAACUAUGCCUAGGGCUAGAGAUCGGGAGCCACUUGUUGUCGGGAGAGUGAUCGGAGAUGUUCUAGACCCGUUUACGAAGUCUGUGUCUUUGAGGAUGACUUACAGUAAUAACAGGGAGGUUACCAGUGGUUGUGAGCUUAAACCUUCUCAUGUUGUUAACCGACCUCGCGUUGAGAUGGGGGGAGAUGAUCUUAGGACUUUCUACACUCUGGUCAUGGUAGAUCCUGAUGCACCCAGUCCAAGUGAUCCCAACCUCAAGGAAUAUUUGCAUUGGUUGGUGACUGAUAUUCCAGCAACAACUGCAGCAAGCUUUGGCCGAGAGCUUGUGAGCUAUGAAACUCCACGGCCAGCGAUGGGGAUCCAUCGCUUUGUUUCAGUUUUGUUUCGCCAAUUGGGUAGGCAAACAGUAUAUGCUCCAGAAUGGCGCCAAAAUUUUAACACCAGACAGUUUGCUGAGAACUAUAAUCUUGGAUCACCGGUGGCCGCUGUCUAUUAUAACUGCCAAAGGGAGAGCGGCUCUGGUGGAAGGAGAGUAUAGCGUUGUCUAUAUAACCAGCACUCGUACUCAUAUAGUGUCAUAAUGAUAAUAAGUUUCCCCAUCUAGCUUGUGAGUUGUGGGUCUUUCUCAGAUACUUGCCCGCCCUUUACAAACCGGGUUUGGUGUCAACUAAAUUUAUUGUGAUGAAUCGUCUAUCUGUUUUAGAUGCAUGGAUCACUAAAACAUAUCUGAUUAAUUUUCUUGGGUGGUUCCCAA
Molecule: messenger RNA, 1071 nt
Organism: Rosa rugosa (rugosa rose)
Lineage: Eukaryota; Viridiplantae; Streptophyta; Magnoliopsida; Rosales; Rosaceae
Product: protein VERNALIZATION 3-like
Exons: 4
Coding region: 310-855 (181 amino acids)
Source: RefSeq, a predicted model, not a curated record